Diaporthe amygdali is the source of this 2178-nucleotide messenger RNA. RefSeq lists its product as uncharacterized. Gene Ontology annotation, biological process: carbohydrate metabolic process. Lineage: Eukaryota; Fungi; Ascomycota; Sordariomycetes; Diaporthales; Diaporthaceae. The transcript is spliced from 10 exons. The record is from RefSeq and is a predicted model, not a curated record. The coding region runs from base 1 to 2178 and encodes 725 amino acids.
AUGAUGCUUCUCUGGACAGUAUUGCUGCCUUUGGCAGUGUCUGCCUCGAUUGACAGACAACAGAUUCUUUCCCAAUUUAAUGUCGUGCGGACCAAUCUCAUUGAUAACACCUCAACUCCUUUGCAAGUCGGUAAUGGGAACUUCGCCUUCAACGUGGACAACACGGGAAUGCAGAGUCUCCUCCCGUUCAAUGCACUGUCUAGCUGGGCAUGGCACAACGAUUCCCUGCCGAGCAACGGCGAGAAGCUGAGCGACUACCAUGGCCGGCCUCUCGAGACACACGGUCGAAAUGUGUCUUACGAUUAUCCCGAUUCCAAUCUUCCGCUGGUCUCACAGUGGCUGAUUGCUAACCCUAACCGCAUCAAUCUCGGCCGCAUUGGACUCAAAUACAAGGAUACUACUCUGGCGCCCUCGUUGAUCACUGAGCCAUUGCAGGAGCUCGAUUUAUGGGCUGGAGUCAUCACAUCGUCAUUUCGAGUGGAUGGACAGACGGUCAAGGUCACCACCCAAGGCGACUUCGAAUCGGAUAGCGUGGUCUUUGAGAUCGAGUCCGCUCUCCUGUCCUCCGGAGAUUUGAAGAUUGAAUUCGACUUUCCCUAUCCACCAAUCCACACAACAAAGUACAAGUACGAGGUCUUCGUAGGAAGCUAUGAGUUCCCAUUGAAUCACUCAACGACACUUGUUGAGUCCCAGGGAGACAGCAGCGCUCACAUUCAUCACGAGCUGCAGGAAACGGUCUACUUCGUCAAUCUGCGAUGGCCCGCGAAUUCUCCAUUAGCUUUAUCCAGGAACGAGCCCCAAAACUCAACCGCAGUCACAGCACAUCGCUACACACUUGCUCCCACAACGAUAGGUAACAGCUCCACUCCUUCUACGAUAUCCUUCACGGCGAAUUUCUCGCCCGAAAAGCAGGCCCCCGACUUGCCAUCUACAAUCCAGCAACGGAAUCCCGCCGGGUGGAAUGAAUACUGGGAGGAAGGUGGCUUCAUUGAUCUCACGGGGUCGACAAAUCCGAAUGCAACUGAGCUUCAGCGCAGAAUUGUUCUGUCGCAGUACCAUGUCCGUGUCAACAGCGCGGCGGAAGGACAGUCACCCCAGGAGUCGGGGCUGAUGAACAAUGGAUGGUACGGCAAGUUCCAUAUGGAAGUCGUGGUCUUGCACAACGCCCACUGGAUUACUUGGGACCGGAAGAAAUAUUUUGACGACAUCUUUCCGACCUUGUACGAAACUCUGCUUCCCUCCUCCCUGGACAGGGCGAAGAGCAUGGGUUGGGAAGGAGCCAGGUGGCCGAAAAUGACCGAACUCAUUACCGGACACAACUCCCCGGGCUCUAUCAAUGCGCUACUUCUAUGGCAACAGCCUCAUCCCAUGUACCUAGCCGAACUUGCCUACAUAGCAGACCCAUCCGAGGAAACCCUUGAGCGCUGGGAUGCCGUCUUAACUGCUUCUGCAGAUUACAUGGCUUCUUAUGCCUGGUACAAUCAGUCCUCAGGUCAUUACGACCUCGGCCCACCAGCAUAUGGCGUCACAGAGAACACUCCUCCUCUCGAGACACGAAACCUCGCCUACGAGCUUGGCUACUGGCAGUAUGGCCUCAACCUAGCUCGGACAUGGAAAAAACGUUCAAACGCAACCAUUCCCGAACAAUGGACUAUUGUCGCUGACAACCUCGCCCCGAUACCGAUAGCCGAUGAUGGGCUGUACACCCCAUAUGAGGGCCUCAACAGCAGCUGGUGGGACGAUCCCGAGCUCAACUCAGAUCCACGGAGCUUGAGUAUGUUGCGCGGGAUUUUGCCGAGCACAGGGACGCCCAGUGUGGAUGAGGAAGUUGCGAAGAAGACGGCAGACAAGGUCCACGAGGUCUGGGGAGGGGUGGAAGGGAAGGUAUUUGGGUGGGGUCGGCCGGUAUUGGCCAUCAACGCUGCAAGACUGGGCGAGCCGGAACGAGCGAUGGGUCACCUGACAGCGUUUGACUCCUGGGUGUUUGACGAUGCAGGAUUUGCGGAGAGAGGUGGUAAUGGCGGCACACCUCCACCGUUCCUGGAUGGAAAUGCAUUCUUUCUUCAUGCUGUGGCGUACAUGGCCGCCGGUUGGCAGGGCUCGGAAGGAGACGCACCAGGAUUUCCCAAGGAUGGCACCUGGUCUGUUAUUUACGAGGGUCUGCUGAAGGCUCCAUAA